AUGGGUCAAUCCUAUUCUUCUCGCGGAAUAUUACCGAAAGAUUCUACUGCUAUUCAAACCCGACAACUGAGGAUUGGCAAUAAACCAGUGAUCUUGGAGCAUAUUGACAUUGAUGUAGCUGCUGGAUCACUUGCUAUAAUAUCAGGCCCUACUGGCAGCGGCAAAUCAACUCUGUUGCGCGCUUUUCUUAGGGAAGUAGUCCCUGUGCAAGGGUCAAUUAGUCUGUCAACGCGACAGAUAGCAUAUUGUGCUCAGAAGCCGUGGCUUCCUAAUGGUACUAUUAAAGAGGCUAUUCAUGGUGCUACUGAAAUUUACAGCGCUAGUGACCCAGAUAAUAAAAGAUGGUAUCAUGAGGUAACAGAUAUGUGUUGUCCUACCCUUGACUUCAAUUCCCUCCCCCAACGAGAUAUGACACGAAUUGGCAGUGGGGGGCUCAAUUUGUCUGGAGGACAAAGGCAGCAUGUAGCACUCGCGCGCGCUAUUUUUGCAAAAUGCGACAUACUUCUGCUCGAUGACCCCUUCAGUGGGCUGGAUGGGGAAACGGAGAAAACUAUCUUUGAUAAUCUAUUUGGGGGGACAGGGCUAACACGGCGGUUGAAGACCACUGUAGUCCUCGUUUCUAAUUCCUCUCAGUAUUUCCAAGCUGUGGAUCAUAUCAUUUUUCUGGGAGACCGCCGAAUCACAGAUCAAGGGAAUUGGCAGGAUAUCAAGGUGAAAGCUGCAUCCUUAGGGAAGUUAUCUUCGAUCCAUCACGCUAGGGGCAACGCCGUCCUGUCGGCGAACUCUGAUGAACUCGGCGACAAAUUACGAGCAAAAGAUGAAACUGAAAUAGACCUGGCUCGACAGACUGGAGAUCCCGCUCUAUAUGGCAAUUCCCUCUCUCAUUUAUAUGGAUGCGACUAA
Messenger RNA from Aspergillus novofumigatus IBT 16806, 903 nucleotides. Its product is annotated as P-loop containing nucleoside triphosphate hydrolase protein. Gene Ontology annotation, molecular function: ATP binding; ATPase-coupled transmembrane transporter activity; ATP hydrolysis activity. The coding region runs from base 1 to 903 and encodes 300 amino acids. Gene Ontology annotation, cellular component: membrane. Gene Ontology annotation, biological process: transmembrane transport. The transcript is spliced from 3 exons. Lineage: Eukaryota; Fungi; Ascomycota; Eurotiomycetes; Eurotiales; Aspergillaceae. The record is from RefSeq and is a predicted model, not a curated record.